CACAGCACAGAGAGCUGGAGUGUCCAGCCCUGGCCCCGUACCCUGCCUGGAAGCAUCGUCUGCUCGGCAUCUUCCUCCCUCCAGCCCCAGUCCGGUUAAUCUCUCCUCAUCUCCCGCGAAGAGCUGCCUUCUAACUUCGACGCCGGCGAAGGUCUGCUUGCACGUUGUGGGCAGGAUGGGGGUUACGGCAGCCCCUCUCUGCCCCGGGGGCAGCCAGCCCCCUCCUCCUCUUCCUCCCACUGCCGAGCCCCGCGCUGGAAUCCCUUUGGCACAGCCUCUUCACCAUGUCCUGCCAGCGGCGGAGAAACCUCAACCGAGUGCCUAAGCGAGACCGGCCCCAGCACCGCGGACAGAUCCCGGCGGAUUGGCCCCAGCACCACGGACAGAGCCCGGCUCCGGGCGGAACGAUCCCAGCUCCGGGCGGACCGGCCCCAGCUCCGCGGACAGAUCCCGGGGUGCCUCCGGGCUCCGCCGGCGGGAGGAAGGGAGGGAGCUCGGCGUCCGCUCCAGCCCCGCUCCGUGCCUUGGUGCCCCGGGCUCCUGCGUACUGCUGGCAGCCUGCUGCGGUAGCGGCACUCAGCUCUGCCGAGAAAUCUCCCCGCACGCACUGCCACCCACCUUGCUCGUGGUGCCAGAAGAGGGCUUGUAUCAGGGCUCAGAAUCUGUCUUCUGUGGAUUGGGAUUUAAGAGCUUGGACGGUGCCUGGUUACAGUGGUGUAUGAGUCUACAGACCCCGAGGUGCACUACAGAGUUAAAAAGAAACCUUGGAUCUGUCACGGUGUGAAGGGCUGAAAUAUACCCUAUACAACCAGCAAACCCAACCCAGGCCUUCCUGCCUCCCUGCUACCAACUUUACACACACACACCCAACCGUGAGAAUUCCUUCCUUUCCUCCUUCCUUCAGCGACUGUAGGAUGAGGCAUUUUCUUCUAUUUGGCUCAGGGUAAAAGCAUACCCCGGGGGCAUCAACACACAUCUGGCAGGGACUGAAAGGUUUUAAUCCCACCUCUACUGCAAUCAACAAUGGCAAAUGAACCAGUGAUUCUGAAUGUUUAUGACAUGUACUGGAUAAACGAAUACACCUCCACCUUGGGGAUUGGUGUCUUCCACUCUGGCAUCGAGAUCUACGGCAGAGAGUUUGCCUAUGGAGGGCAUCCCUACCCUUUCAGUGGGAUUUUCGAGAUCACACCUGGCAGUGCGGUAGAACUUGGCGAGACCUUUAAAUUCAAAGAAUCCAUUGCCUUGGGCACUACAGACUUCACAGAAGAGGAUGUGGAUAAGAUUAUGGAAGAGCUGGGCAAGGAAUACAAAGGAAAUGCAUACCACUUGAUGCACAAGAACUGUAAUCACUUUUCUUCUGCUCUGGCUGAGAUAUUAUGUGGGAAAGAGAUCCCCCGCUGGGUGAACCGCCUGGCCUACUUCAGCUCGUGCAUCCCCUUCCUCCAGAGCUGCCUCCCUAAGGAAUGGCUGACCCCAGCAGCCCUGCAGAGCCACAUCAGCCUUGGCCUCCACAAGGAGGAACAAGGGGACACAACGGAUGAGGAGUCCCCCUCCACCUCUGCAGCCCCCUCUGCCUCAGGCACAUCACGAACCUGUAGACAUACACGGGUCUAAACUGCCCAGUUUGCCCCCAAAUAACAUCCCUGCUCUCUUGUUCCAUUUAUUUCUCACACCCUUUCACACACACUGGUUUCUCUAUUCAACAGACAACACAGGACAAGACCUUUCCACUUCAGUCCCUUUUCCAAGGACUGCCACUACAGUUGCUUGGCAAAAUGACUGUGAACCUCAACACAGAACAGAGGAUUGUGGUGACUAAACUGUAUUCUCCUCCAGGGGCCUCCAUGAUCCUUGAUCUACAGAGAACUGCUGACUCUCUCAGGCAUGAGAGCAUAUGUAUGGGCAGAGUGCAUAUACUGUGAUGUUCCUUCUCUGGAAAUGUUUUAUCUUUUUAUCUUUCCCUCUACCCAUUUAAGCCCAGCAGUCUCUUCUCCAUUUUGGCUGGGUUUUCCUUUCCCCAAUGACAAAUCACCUGCCCAAACCAAGUGAAGGAACCAGAGCCAGAACUCAACCUUCUCAUCUCUUAGACCAGCAACAAACUCCACUCAGAUCCAUCCCUUUUGUAAUUAUCAGGUUUCUAACUCAUGUGAAGGACAAAUGAAAGGUGCUCCUGUUCUACAACCACCUGUUUUCAGUACUCAAAUUUAAGAGCUUAAAUGAUUGUCCUGCUCUUGAAAAUAAUAACAAAGAACCUAGAAAAUGAAUGUGUUACUCUGGCUUUUCUUUGGGGUCAUAAAGAGCAUGGGCUGUGGUGAUUAGAGGCAGCUACUAAGUAGAUGCAGAGAUGACUUGACCAUAUUGGUGCUUUUUGGCACAGAACCCUCUCAGUUUUCCUAAUCCUAGGCAGUGUUCCUGGUUUCCUUUCCCCCCCACCCCGCCCAGAUUCCCUUGGAAUCUCUCUCCUAGUUGACAUUUGCUGGCUGUAUCUGGGGAAAUGGCCUUCCUGAGCACAAGGAAGAGGAGAGUGAAUCUGUUUGGAAGGUCAGUAUUUCCUUCAGAUUUUCCUCCUGCAGUCACAGACAUAAAACAUGGCUUCAGAGCCAUCCUUCCCUGGCCUAUUUUCGAGCCAACCCAAGAAGGUAAAAAAAAAAUGAACACAAGGAAUGUCAACCUGUUCCUUUCUCCUCCCUUUUUGGAGGUGGAGGGAGAAACUUAGGGCCACAUCUGGAAAGCACAAAUGACCCUUCCGAUGCAUGGGCCACCAUGGUGCCUUCCGCUGUGUGCACUAUUUCAGUGGAAUCAAAAAUGGGCACAGCUGGUUCACUGGCCUCUCCAAGCUGGCUCCUGACAAGAAUCAGGUCCUUGGAUGCAUUUAUGCUAAUUCCGACAGCUGAUGAGAAAGCACAGAAUGAGGAAAGGACAAGUACACUAACUCUUCCACUCAAUUACCUCACUAGGAAUUCUAGUCAGAAGGUGUAGGAAAGAAUGAAAGGGGAAAUUCAGGUCCCCUCCCUCCCUUGCAACUUCUCUUGGCUACACAAAGGAGGAUGAAAAAGGAACAGGCUGUGUGCUGAGAGGGAGUUGCCAUUUUAGAAAUGGUGUUCUCAGCAGCUACUACCAAGUCAGGACUUCCACCCUGGACCCAGAGGUUACUACAAGCCCUUAAGAUGUUGGUUGUUUCCCUUUUUUUGGUCACAAAUGGAUGCAAAGUCCAAUCAGCUGUUUCUUUAGCUCAGGUAUACAGGAGUGUGUGCUUUCAGGGCUGAAAGUCUCAGCUAUGAUGUACAGCAUGUCUGCACAGACAACGUUUAAUGGUUUGUUAUAUGUGCAUGCCCUUAGUGAAGCAGAAGGCUCUGGAGAGACCUACUGGAUGGAAAUGUAACCCACAGGAUGGCCUUGCUCUAUUGCCUCCUGAAGUGAUACGUGUUCAGGCAACAAAAUCUUUACAACACGCCUCUCAUUGUCAUCCUCUGUACAAACUGCUGCAAGUUCUGUACUGAACUAAAGUCAUGUUCCUUAUUAACCUUGGCUACCCACAGCCAAUGUUGCAUUGUGAGCAAUUCUGCAGCUCCUGGUAACCAGUCCAAUACCAAUCUUGAUUAGUAUGGCUUGUCCAGGGAUGUUUAAUAUGAUUUCCGUCAUGAUCUCUAUGCCAAUGCCCAGAAACCAUAUUGCACAAUGUACUGUUUCACUCUGUAUUCCCCUGCAGUCAUGGUCAUUGCAGCCUAAACCAUUGCAACAUUGCAAGCUUCAUUUGUCUGAAGUUCCCAGGGUUUCUGCCAACAGCCAGCAGCACAUUAUGUGCAAUGAAUUUUAAAGGUCCUUCUCAGGGGGAAAGUGAGAAAAGGCUUUCCCAGACCAUGUGUCUAGGCCAGGGCAACUGCAAUCAGAAACACCUCGUUCCCUUUGCUGUGACAAAAGCCAGCCAGCCAUCACACUUGUGUUUCUGCUCUGCACCUUCAGAUGAAGCAUCAUGUAUACAUCUAGGAGAUGGGCUCCAGAGGCACAUUUCACACAGAAAACCCUCUCAGAGUACUUCACAAAGUAAAAAAUGCUUAACUGGAUGAAAACCUGGACAAGAAAACCACAUUUAGCCUACUUGGGAGUAUAAAUAUGUGCUGGAAAUAUUUGGAACAACAUUUGGGGCAAGCUGUGAAUGUCAUAAAACCCCCAGAUGUUUGUUUACCCACUUUUAUGUUUGUCUAUCUGUUUAUGACAGUAUGGGUCACAUCAAAGAGGAAUCAAACCUCUGCUGUAAAUCAAACCCAAAAUAUAUUCUAAUCUUCAAAACUACCCCUCUACCCCUCUCUGUUCAAGGUGACUGAUCAACCAAUAAUGAAAAGAACAAAAUGACACUGUGGAAAUAAAAUAUAUAUUGAUGAUGGCUUUACCUCUGUAAUUUAACAGCAUUUUAGAUUAUUAAACUUUAAGACAUUUUAAAAUGCUAA
Vidua chalybeata is the source of this 4448-nucleotide messenger RNA. RefSeq names its product deubiquitinase DESI2-like. Gene Ontology annotation, biological process: protein deubiquitination. The record is from RefSeq and is a predicted model, not a curated record. Gene Ontology annotation, molecular function: deubiquitinase activity. The transcript has 5 exons. Bases 1024 to 1614 code for a protein of 196 amino acids. NCBI's taxonomy places the organism in Eukaryota, Metazoa, Chordata, Aves, Passeriformes, Viduidae.